Drosophila hydei is the source of this 1382-nucleotide messenger RNA. It is a transcript of the gene Gr32a, whose product is annotated as gustatory and pheromone receptor 32a. NCBI's taxonomy places the organism in Eukaryota, Metazoa, Arthropoda, Insecta, Diptera, Drosophilidae. The coding region runs from base 182 to 1351 and encodes 389 amino acids. The record is from RefSeq and is a predicted model, not a curated record. The transcript is spliced from 4 exons. Gene Ontology annotation, cellular component: membrane; neuronal cell body; dendrite. Gene Ontology annotation, biological process: sensory perception of taste.
UGUGGUCAAGUUUUCAUUGAUGGGGAAAGUAUUUGUUCAUAUAAUGGCAGACGAUUUGUUGUAAUGGAGCCAUUAGAUGGUAAUGCGAGCUGAAGCCAGCCAAUAAAUUUAUCCUUAGGCCCACAGGUAUACAGCAGCUCAGUUCUACUUCAACUUAUAGUUGCAUUCCUCAGCUGUAGCCAUGAAGAUCCUGCAGGAUUUAGAGGGCGUAGCCAGGCCAACGCAACUGUGUGCCCUGUUGCCCUUCUUCAAUGGCAAUCAGGCAGAUAAUUUCAGCAUUAGUGCGACGGGUAAACUUUAUGGACGUGUUAUAGCGUUGAUCCUGCUGGUCAGUUCGGUUAUAUUCUGCCAGGACGUAUUGUUCGCCUCAGAGAAUUACAAGCUGAUGGUCCAUUCGCAAGGCGAAACGGAGGACAUCAACAGGACCAUUGAAACGCUCUUCUGCAUCGUUAGUUAUACGAUAAUUGUGAUAUCCAGUGUUUUGAAUGCCUCCAAACACUUUCGUACCAUACGAGACCUCUCCAUGCUCGAUGGCUAUCUCGAGGCGCAUGGCUAUACGGGUAGCUAUAGCUGUCGAUAUCUGGGCAGCCUAUUGAUCUUCGCCUCGGCGAGCGUUGUGGUGGUCGCCUUCUAUUAUAUACACUAUCUGAGCGAGAUUGAAGUGAGGAGGCAGUGCAUCUUAAUGUGGAUCUAUAGCCUGCAGAUGCUCUACUCCUGCAUGUUUGCCAUCUAUCUGCGCAUCGUACUCAAAUGCCUGGCAUUGAGAAUCGAAUUCCUUAAUGCACGACUCGAGCAGUUCACGCAAAAGGAUCGCGAGCAAUAUAUUAAGGACGAUUGGUGUGAAUUAUCGAAUCUUAUCGAGAUCCUUUGCAAAUUCCGUUACAUAACGGAGAACAUAAAUUCGGUAACGGGCGUCGCUUUACUUUUCUUCUUCGGCUUCUCAUUCUACACGGUGACCAAUCAGAGCUAUUUGGCCUUCUCCACGUUGACGACGCCCGAUCAACUGCGCAAGGAGCACGACACGAUGGGCUUGUCCUGCGCCUGGGUCCUGGCAGAGACAGCCAUAAUGACAGUCAUAUGCAGCUCCUUCGAUUGCCUGGCCUCCGAGGCUAAUACUACAUCCCAAAUAUUGGCGCGCGUAUACGGCAAGAGCAAGGAAUUUCAAAAUAUCAUUGACAAGUUUCUAACUAAGAGCAUUAAACAGGAGGUACAAUUUACGGCAUAUGGUUUCUUCGCCAUAGACAACUCAACACUCUUCAAGAUCUUUUCAGCUGUUACGACAUAUUUGGUUAUUUUAAUUCAAUUCAAACAGCUGGAGGACUCGAAAUUGGAGGAACAAGAAACCGCUUAAAUUUCCAUUUAUAUACUGUUUAAUUUUAUUA